AUGGCUCACACUCCAGCGACUGGCGGCGCCCCCGAGAUCUACCUCGCAGAACCUGCAUCGGCCAGCUGCGCGUCUGUUUAUCUCGAAGAAGGGGACGAGGACGAACGCCGGUCGACAUCCAUCGUAAGUCGGCAACAUGAGCUGGGCACAACCGGUCCGCUGCUCGAACCGCGAGCGCUGGAGCACGUAGUCUUUGCCAUCAACAGCUUCGCCCAUGGGCUGCUGCGCUAUCUUCCGCGCCAGCAGAACCUUUCCUUCUCUCCUAGCCACCUGUACUGGUUGCUGGUUAGCGUGUGGUUCGGCAGCAAGGGCACGACUAGGGAGCAGCUCGACGGCGUGCUGCACUGCGCAGAGCUACCCGUACCCGCCUACCGAAUCCAGGGUUUCUUCAAGAACUUCCUACGCAAGCUGCGGAUCAGCGAAAAACUGCAGCACGUGCAGUUCAUCAGCUCCCUGCACAUGACAUCCGUGGAGCGCCUCCAGGACGCCUCGAGCAAGGCACUGCGCGACUACUUCCACGUGUGCAUCCGCGCACUCCUGGCCGACGCCAGACCUGAACACAUGAACAACGAGAUCAACCUCUGGUUCGAGACAACGUCCCGCGAACACGUGCCCAGCGUCAUGAGCGAAAACCUGCCGACCAUCAUCACAGACGGGUCUUCGACGGCGUGCCACGUGAUCGCGAGCGCCGCGUACGCCGAGCACUCCUGGGGCUCUCGGUUCGACCGGCACAAGACGGUCCUGGCCAACUUCAACAAUGGCACCAAACCGUGCAAGGCGCGCAUGGUACGCCCUAUCUGGUACUACCGCUACUGCGCAUAUAAGACGCUGUCGGCUCGCUGCCUGGUCGUACCGAGCGUGGGCGGCAAGUGGAACAUGCUGCUCCUGCUGCCCACCGACCGCGGCGGGGUACACGCCGUCGAGUACCAGCUGGACGCUGAGGCACUGCAGCAGGCGCUGAAGAGCUGCGACGAGACGCUCGUGGAACUGAGCAUGCCCAACAUCGAGCUCGAGAGCUCCGUGUCGCUGCGGCAAGUGCUCAAGCGGGCUGGCCUGGUUGCUCUCUUCGACCCGGUCAAGACCGACCUCAGCGGCCUCCUAAAGGAGUCUGGCGAGCCUCUCAUGGAGUUUGUGCACAAGGUCAAACUCAAGGCGAACAAGGUGGGCCACGAAGGAGAGCACCAUGGUGUCACGGUGAUCAAUGAAAGCGGUGAGCACCCCGGCUGGCCGAUCGAGUUUCACGUCAAUCACCCGUUCGUGUUCGUGCUCUACGAACCGGGUAACAACACGACCCUGUUCGUCGGCAGGGUCGUUGAGUUGAUCUGGUAG
Molecule: messenger RNA, 1329 nt
Organism: Dermacentor silvarum
Lineage: Eukaryota; Metazoa; Arthropoda; Arachnida; Ixodida; Ixodidae
Product: serpin B3
Exons: 1
Coding region: 1-1329 (442 amino acids)
Molecular function (GO): serine-type endopeptidase inhibitor activity
Source: RefSeq, a predicted model, not a curated record